GAGCGCUCCAUAUUCAGCAUUUGACCAUGUCUUCUCGUAAAACUGCUGGUCGCCGCGCCACUACAAAAAAGCGAGCACAACGAGCCACUUCAAAUGUGUUUGCUAUGUUCGAUCAAGCGCAAAUUGCCGAAUUUAAAGAAGCAUUUAAUAUGAUUGAUCAAAAUAGAGAUGGAUUCGUGGAAAAGGAAGACCUACAUGACAUGUUGGCAUCCCUGGGUAAAAAUCCCACAGAUGAAUAUCUAGAAGCUAUGAUGAACGAAGCACCAGGUCCUAUAAACUUCACCAUGUUCCUGACUUUGUUUGGAGAACGCCUACAAGGAACGGAUCCAGAAGAUGUAAUAAAAAAUGCGUUUGGUUGUUUUGAUGAAGAGAAUACAGGAGUAUUGCCUGAAGAUCGUUUGCGUGAGCUUUUAACAACCAUGGGAGAUCGUUUUACGGAUGAAGAU
This is a messenger RNA of Rhagoletis zephyria (snowberry fruit fly), 446 nucleotides long. Its product is annotated as myosin regulatory light chain sqh. NCBI's taxonomy places the organism in Eukaryota, Metazoa, Arthropoda, Insecta, Diptera, Tephritidae. Gene Ontology annotation, molecular function: calcium ion binding. The record is from RefSeq and is a predicted model, not a curated record.